Carica papaya (papaya) is the source of this 3970-nucleotide messenger RNA. RefSeq lists its product as uncharacterized. Lineage: Eukaryota; Viridiplantae; Streptophyta; Magnoliopsida; Brassicales; Caricaceae. Gene Ontology annotation, molecular function: protein binding; mRNA binding. The record is from RefSeq and is a predicted model, not a curated record.
UGCUUUUGCUGAACUUCACGGCAGAAAGAAGAGCUGCUCUUCACGGCAACCAACCGAGUAACUGCUAUCUGGGGGUAGCCUCACCGCUCUGCGAAUUGAAGAAGAUGGAAGAGAAAUGAAAAGUUGGAAAACCAUAAAACUAGUAUUGUGGCCGAAACGCAAAGCCCCAACAUCCGCCAUAACAAAAUGGUUUUCAAAAUUCUGUUUUCUUCUUCAUCUUCUUCUUCGACGGCAGCAUUCAAAGGGAAAGGUAAUAAACUCUCCUCUCUCUUCGCUUCCCCGCGCAAACCCAAUACUUCAUAUCUUAAAUCUGAAUCCCCUUCUCAGAACCUGACCCAAGUUUUGAAGGUCCUUAAAACUAAGUCCAAUUCAGGUAAUAUCACGCUCAAUGAAGCUUUGCAACUUUUUGAUCAAUUGAUUCACAUGCAGCCCACUCCUAAAAUGUCAUCUUUAAAUAUGUUGUUGGGAGCAGUAGCUAAGAAUAAACACUGCGCUGAUCUUGAGUUGUUUUACAAAAGACUGGUUGCAAAUGGAUUUUUUCCUGAUCUUUUUACUUUAAAUAUUUUGCUGAAUUAUUUUUGCAAUACUAGUAGGGUCGCGGUUGGUUUUUCUGUGUUGGGAAGGAUUUUUAGAAGCGGUUUUAGGCCAAAUGCAGUGACCUUUACCGCUUUAGUUAAAGGGUUGUGUAUGCAGGACAAUGUUUGUAAGGCCACCAAAUUGUUUGAGAAGAUGAUUGUCUUUGGUUGUAGGCCUGAUGUGGUUACAUAUGGGACUUUGAUUAAUGGGUUGUGUCGAACAGGGAACCUCAAUCUUGCGGUUCAAAUACAUGAAGAAAUGUACCGUGAAAACCUUGCUUCUGGUGUUAAUCUUGUUACUUAUAAUACCAUUAUUGAUGGCUUUUGUAAACAUGGGUUAAUAGAGGAGGCAAAAGAACUGUUUUUGGAAAUGAAGACUCGGAAAAUCUGUCCAAAUGUUGUUACUUAUACCUCUAUAAUUUCUGGAUUAUGUUUGAGGGAUAAAUUGGAAGAAGCUAAGGCCUUUUUUGUUCAGAUGCUAGAUCAAGGUAUUGGCCCCAAUGUAUUGACAUUUAAUGUGUUAAUCGAUGCAGUGUGCAAGAAAGGUAACAUAGAAGAAGCGAAGGGGUUUUUUGAAUUAAUGAUUUCAGAGAGGGAAAUUCCUGAUACAAUAAGUUAUAAUACACUGAUAGAUGGGUAUUGUUUGGUGGGUAGGACAGAUGAUGCAAGGGAGCUGUUUCAUCGUAUGAUAAUUGAGGGAUGUGAACAUGAUAAUUUUAGUUACGAUAUAUUGAUCAAUGGCUACUGUCAGAAUAACAAGGUUGAAGAAGCUAUGUGUCUUUUUAGGGCUAUGAAUUCUGAAGCCAUUAAACCAACAAUUAUUACGUUUAAUACAUUAAUGAAGGGUCUUUUCAAGGCAGCGAGGGUUGUGGAUGCAAAGAAACUAUAUGAUGAGAUGCAAAUAUUUUCUGUUGAACCAGAUUCAGUUACCCAUAAUAUUUUUAUUGAUGGACUUUGCAAGAAUGGUUGUGUUCCCGAGGCAAUACAAAUGUUUUAUACUUUAGACAAUGGAAAACGUAAUAUCGAAACCUUCAACUGCAUGAUUGAUGGAUUGUUUAAAACAGCAAAGAUCAAAAUUGCAUGGGAACUAUUCAAUAGAUUGUCUCAUGAAGGCAUGGUGCCAACUGUAGUAACAUAUACCACUAUGAUCUAUGGACUAUGUAAAGAGCGGCAAUUGGAAAAGGCAAAUAAUUUGCUAUUAGAGAUGGAGAAGAAGGGUUGUGCUCCGAAUGUGUUCACAUUUAAUGUGCUGAUGAAUGGAUUCUUGCAAAGUAACAAAACAGAAAAAGUUGUUGAACUUCUUUACAAAAUGCAUGAGAGAAAUUUAUCACCAGAUGCCACUACUAUCUCCAUAGUGGUAGACUUACUAUCAAAGGAUGAAAAUUAUCGCGAACAUCUAAAAUUGCUUCCAACAUUUCCUACUGGAAAAGCCAACAGGAAAGAUGAGAAUGUCAAUGUUGAGUUCCUACCAUGAGUUCGGGGAACAUCGUGUUACUUGUUUCUAAUUUUCUGAGGGAAAAACCAUACAUGAAGCUGCCCUUUUUUUUUUGCCCACUCAUGAAGAUAUUUAGAAGUGCUGGCGUAUUCUGAAGGAUUAAAUUGCAGAGGCUGUUGCCUUAUAUAGCAUCGCUUCCCUAAAUUCAGAUGCUUAUGCAAGAGACAAGAGCGGAGACCAAUAUUCACUAUCUGAAGGGGCAUUUCCGUAGAGAUCUCUUUCCUUCUUUUAAGUCUUGAUAACUGCCAGUUUUUGAAGAAAAUGGUGUCCAUAUGUGAAGCGGCCUCUAGGCCCUGCUUUGACAACACAAGGAAGAAGUUACCUCUCUAUAUAUAAUGCACAUGUACCAGGGGUGUAUUUUAAGGGUGAUCGAGUGAGAAAGGAAGCGAAACUUUUUUGUGAUGAGGAACUAUCUUUUCUAGUUUAAGGACAAUAUAGCUUGUACGAAAUCAAAAAACUUUUAGUGACCACAAUACGUCUUCCAUGAGAUGUGGGAUAAGGUGAAGUUUUUGGCAUCAUUAUGGGUGAAGGUGCAUGGAAAAUUCUUUAACCUGCCUAUUUCUCAACUCCAUUGGAAUUUGGAGAUUAUUAUUUUCUGUCACUAAUUUAGUAUAUCCUGUAUGAUUUUUAUUUAUUUGUAAUUUUUAGCUUAUUAUUUUCUGUAAUUUCUGGAGGAUAUCUCUUCCUCAUUUCUUUGGACUGUUCUCCUCUUACCUUAAUAAAUCCUUUUUUUUGUAAUCAAAAAACAGUAUUUGUUUUUUCAUAAAAUAGAAACGUAAAAUUAUGAUCAAAUACUCUAUAAUAUUGAAAAAUGGAGAAAUUAUUGGAAACCGAAUUUAUGUAUGAUUGAAUAUUGUCACCGAUAGGGCUUAACUUUUUCUGCUUGAACUUAAUCUUGUGCAAUUUUUAAAUUUCUUAUUUGCUUUUGGUCUGAACCUCACAUAGAAUAUGUAAAUUCCUUAUGAUAUGAUAAAUUGCUAAUGCUGUAAUUGGACAUCUGGUGCUAGCAAAAUUGCCCUUAACUGUGCCUGUGUUUCUUGAUGGUUUGGCUGUGCAAACUUUGUGAAUAUUACUUCUGUUUAAUAUCUAGUGUAGAAAUAAGUGGUCCGGAAGUGCAGAAUCCUCAACGGUUUGCUUUUAAGACAAAAAUUUAUUGAAUCCUUUUGUAAUUUUUCAUGGCUCUUAGACCUUUUAUUUCUAUGACUGGGUUGUGUAAAAUAUUAUCUUUGUCUAGGCAGUUGCAUUUAGUUGAAACAGCAUGAUGCUCACAUUCUAUAGUUACUGAUGACUCAAGUUUGAUUUGUAUCUCCUGUUUAACAUAUAUACAUUUAUGUAUAUAUAUUACUCUCUUUUAGACAAUUAAUUGGGUGGAAGUGGCUGCAGUUUGGUGAGAAGUGCUACUCUUCGUUUGGCAGCCAUUGUUAUGUUACAUUGUCUUAUAAUCUUUUGUCUACUUGCCAUGCUCAGAACUUGUAUUUUACAUGGAUACAACUGAUUCUUCUACUUUUUUCGAGUGUUCAGUACCAAGAAAGAAAAACAGAAAGUUGAAUACAGAGAGUGUAUGCGAGAUUUGACUAGAUAGUCAAAGAGUUGGCAAUAGCGGAGAAGGUGGACACAAAAUUGUCUAGAUAGUCGUGGAAUUUCCAGCAGUUGACGAGCAAAGCAGCAUAGCAGGUCUGCAGCAGGCACACGCUCUCUUUGUGGCGAUAAAACUCGAGUGAGAGACUGAGGAUGACAAGAGAAGAGAGUUAGAGAUAUUAGGUUAGUUUAAUUUGUAUUAUCAGUCUACUCUUUUACCUUCCAGGCUCGAGCUAGACUGGAAUUUCACUAGAAAAAACUACAUUGAGGUGGUGGAGCAAUUUGAAUGCCUAAAUUUGUUGACUGGAUUGUGAUCUCUAAA